UUCCCACCAUGCUGAUGGCAUUUUAAAUAUAUUUGUCAAUUUUCCCAAAUUUUAACUGAGAAGACCUUAAGAAUUCAUACUCGAGGACAAAAGUGUGACUGCCGAUUAUCAGUAUCAGGCUUUCAGGAUGAAUCUGGAAAAACUCAGCAAGCCUGAACUCCUAAUGCUGUUUAGUAUUCUUGAAGGAGAGCUUGAAGCAAGAGACCUUGUGAUAGAGGCUUUAAAGGCCCAACACAGAGAUACUUUCAUUGAAGAACGCUAUGGAAAAUACAACAUCAGUGAUCCUCUAAUGGCUCUGCAGAGAGACUUUGAAAUACUGAAGGAGAAGAAUGACGGUGAAAAGCAGCCGGUGUGCACAAACCCACUCUCCAUUCUUAAGGUGGUAAUGAAACAGUGCAAGAACAUGCAGGAGCGAAUGCUGUCCCAGCUGGCCGCGGCUGAGAGCAGGCACCGAAAAGUGAUCCUGGACCUUGAGGAGGAAAGGCAGAGACAUGCACAGGACACAGCUGAAGGGGAUGAUGUCACCUACAUGCUGGAGAAGGAGCGAGAGCGGCUGACCCAGCAGUUGGAAUUUGAGAAGUCCCAAGUGAAAAAGUUUGAAAAAGAGCAGAAGAAGCUGUCCAGCCAGCUGGAAGAGGAGCGCACCCGCCACAAGCAGCUGUCGUCCAUGCUGGUGCUCGAGUGCAAGAAAGCCACCAGCAAGGCGGCCGAGGAGGGGCAGAAGGCGGGUGAGCUGAGCCUGAAACUGGAGAAGGAGAAGAGCCGGGUGAGCCAACUAGAGGAAGAGCUGGCAGCUGAGAGGAAACGAGGCUUGCAGACCGAGGCCCAGGUGGAGAAGCAGCUGUCUGAGUUCGACAUCGAAAGAGAACAACUUAGAGCAAAACUGAACCGAGAAGAGAACCGGACCAAAACCCUGAAGGAAGAGAUGGAAAGUCUGAAGAAGAUAAUGAAGGACCUGGAGGCUUCUCAACAGCAUAGUGGCCCCACGGAGCAAGUGAGGAAACCGGUAACCGUGUCUAAAGGCACCCUGACUGAGCCUCCCGUGCUGGUGUCUGUGUUUUGCCAAACGGAAAGUUCGCAGGCAGAAAGAACCCAUGGGAGCAACACAGCCAAGGUGACAGCCACCGGGCUGCCUGGUCCCACCACUCCUCCUUACUCGUAUGCAAAAACCAAUGGCCACUUUGAGCCAGAGACACAAACUGCCAAGGAGUCGAUGAUCGGUAGCAGUGUGGAGAGCCAAGUGCCUCCACGAGACAGAUCUGUGGGGUUGGCCCAAGAGAAAGCUGUGGAGAAUGGUGGGUGUCCUGCGGGAAUUGAGACUCCCGUCCCAGCAACCGGUCACCUCCCGUCCAGUGGGGGCUCACUGUCUCCCAGCAGUACCGCCUCCUCCUCCCUCACAUCCUCUCCUUGUUCCUCCCCAGUGCUGACUAAGCGCUUGCUGGGGUCCUCAGCCAGCAGCCCCAGCUACCAGUCCUCCUACCAAGUAGGGAUCAACCAGCGGUUCCAUGCAGCUCGGCACAAAUUUCAGUCCCAGGCAGAUCAGGACCAACAGGCCAGUGGUCUGCAGAGCCCCCCAUCCAGGGACCUGUCUCCCACCCUCCUAGACAACUCUGCUGCCAAGCAGCUGGCCCGCAACACAGUCACUCAGGUGCUCUCCAGAUUCACUAGCCAGCAGGGGUCCAUCAAGCCCGUCUCCCCCAACAGCUCUCCCUUUGGCACAGACUAUCGAAAUCUGGCCAACGCUGCCACCCCAAGAGGUGACACCAGCCAUUCCCCUACUCCAGGGAAAGUGUCCAGCCCGCUGAGCCCUUUGUCCCCAGGGAUCAAGUCCCCCACCAUCCCCAGAGCUGAGAGAGGAAACCCUCCACCCAUCCCACCCAAAAAACCUGGCCUCACCCCUUCUCCAUCCACUACCACUCCACUGACCAAAACUCAUUCCCACGCCUCUUCUGUGGCCACCACAGAAGACCUAGCCGUCAGCUGCUCUUCUACUGCCAUCGUAGCUAAUGGCAAGGACGUGGAGAUACUCCUGCCCACCAGCAGCUAGUCCCUAGCGGGAGUCUCCAUGGCUGACAUUCCACCAGAUUUCGUCCAAGAGCUCAGAGUCCAACCGUUGAGUCAGAUCAUGUUAUUUAUUUUGAUAGGAGCUGAAACCAUCUGUAUAGUCCAUUUAGUGUAUUUCGCCUUUCUUUGUAUUUUUUUUAAGUAGAAAGUGAGUCAUUUGGAUUUGUAUGCCUCACACCUUUGUACUAAAGCUAGAAGGGCACCUCAAAGAUGUCUCAAGCUCAGCAGUCACUGUCUCGUGAUGGAGAAAGCUAAUUGAGGACAGGCAGUGAUUUGCUGUCUAAUUUUGGGACUAGAAAUCACUCAACGCUCGUUUUGAAUUAUGCAGAAGUGGUUCAUGCAGAUUUUUAUUCCAGAUGAACAUGUUUCAAAAGUGCCUGAAAUAAGCCUGCAAUACAAAUAUGGUCCUGCAGCAACAAUACAAAAUGGAUCAUGUAACUGCAGAAAGCGAGAUCCUCCAUGAAUCCUGAAUGUUAAAAACCAACACUGCUUUUAAUCCUCUUUUACUGUUUUAAUAUAAGCUUUGUGUUCAGAAACAAGGCUGCGUCAGUAGGACGGGAAUCCUAAAGGUAGGUGUGACCUCACCACAAAGCUGAGCUCUUAGAGCCCUCAAGAAUCCCUCCUGAGCAGGAAGCAGUAGGGGUGCUGAUUUUCUUGUACUUCUGAAAAAUGAAGUCACUCCCCAUUUCCCACAUCAAUUCUUGAAUAGAAGGAAAUCACAUCUCCGUUCAAAAAAUCUCUUCAGGCAUCUACUGUUGUGUAAGGAACUUCUGAUUCCGAUUGCUGUUACUUGAAUAGGAAAUGGUUACUCAUUCUGUAUAAAAAUUUUGCAACAGAAUGAGAUCUUUAUUAUGUACUCACAAAGCAAUAACUUAAAAUUCACUAUCUUUGUAAUAUUAUAAGUCAGAAUUAUACAGGUUUUACCAAAUUGCCACACUUCUUGUCUGAGCUGCCAGCACUUGGUGUCUGUAUCUGUGGAACCAAAUUAACUUUUCCCUAAAUGGAAGUAUACAUAUAUCUGUAUAGAUGCACACCCCUUUACGUGUUUCACAUACACACACCUAAACACAUGAAUAUUAGUGUGAUUAUACCUUUGGAGUUUGCAAUAUAGCAUAAAGGUGAGUAGAAAUGCACAUUAGGAUUACCUAACGGAGCAACUAGACGUGGCUGGGACCCCAUCUGUCAGAGGAAGGGCGUGGAAUUCCGAACAAAGUCAGAUCUUCAGGGUCAUAAAGGGCCAGAGUCAAACCAACCCCAGCGUCACAGAACUCAACUGGCUGUGUAAAUGAGUGAAACCGGUCAAUCGGGGGCUAUAAGAGCUGGGGUGGGGGAAGCUAUAGCUAACUGAAGUGCCCAAGCCCCCCUGUUCGGCUCCAGCUGCUUGUUGCCAUGCAGUAGUGCCCAACCAGGGUUACCAGCUCAAGUUUUUGUGAAAUCCAAAUUUUCAUAGAAACGUCCUCACUUUGAAGUAUCAAAAUAGAUCCAAAAACAAUUUUAAACUGCUGUUUAAACGCUUCUGCAGCUGGGUUUAGCUCACCAGCUGCCAAACUGCAACCUCUUUCAUUCUAGAAACUUCUGUCAUUUCCAUUAUUGUGAGUUUCUGAGGACAAACACCUCCACCCUUUCCAACAUAUAGGCUGGUACAGCUGACAGAGGCCGCAGGAUAUAAUGACUCUCCCCAUCUUCCAAGUAAGACCUUGCAACCCAGCUGAGAUGAGGUGGUUCUAGGACUUUUUGUCCUCAGGGAUGGCAAGGUCCUGGUAUCUUCACAUACAUUCUCCCUGGCCAACAUUACUCAGCAGCCCUGUCCUCCUGCGGUAAUUUAAAUCUAUUUCCUCUUAAUCCAGUAUGAAUCGAUGGGAGACAGGCCAGUGAUAGAAAUCAAUGUAUAAAUCACAAUUGGUGUCUCCAGGGCUUACAGUUUGAUUAAGGCCGAUACAUCAAAAAUUAAAGUACUACUAAUGCCCCAGGGUGUCUACCAAGUGAUGAAUGGGGCAUCUUAUAAACUUCCCAAGGCAAUCAUGCAUUAAACCUCAUUCCCUCGCACAGCCAAGUGAAGUGAUAAAACAGCUAAACUUUGUAAACAGGAUGGGGGCUCCAGUCUCAGAGUGUUAUUACCUCUCUUGCUUUAAAUGGUAAUCUUAAAAGUUGCAUUGUGCUCUUCCUUUGUUUUGGCAUAGAUCUAUAUAGAGAGAGAUUCUAUAAGGAAGUUUAUUUCUUAGGAAGUGCACUGAAUAAUGUAUUUCUUUUACAGUGUAAUAUGGGGGUGGGGAAAUGCAAAAGAAAUGUGUAUUUUUGCUAGUUGCCUAUCUUCUAAGAUAAAUAAGCACAAUAUUGCAAUGAAUCCAAUAAUCCAGCUAGGUAUUAUAGAUUAGUAUUUUAAGUUUGCUGUAGAUCGUGUGUGUGCUAAGUAAAAGUUCCACAAUCCACAGCUUGGGUCUUAACCCAUGUUGUGGAAGCUAGAUUGCUAGUCAGCAGAUGCUAGUGGAUGUGCAGCACAGACCACAGGCACUAACCAGGCAUUCUCAUUGUGAAGCCAAAUGUACCAUGCAGAAGUCUUCAUCCAUUUUUAUAGCAGACUGCAUUAAAACAAGUUAAAUCAUA
This is a messenger RNA of Canis lupus familiaris (dog), 4668 nucleotides long. RefSeq names its product CTTNBP2 N-terminal-like protein. The record is from RefSeq and is a predicted model, not a curated record. Bases 128 to 2047 code for a protein of 639 amino acids. The transcript is spliced from 5 exons. NCBI's taxonomy places the organism in Eukaryota, Metazoa, Chordata, Mammalia, Carnivora, Canidae.